Molecule: messenger RNA, 469 nt
Organism: Dimorphilus gyrociliatus
Lineage: Eukaryota; Metazoa; Annelida; Polychaeta; Dinophilidae
Source: the annotation of a GenBank genome assembly
GAUGUGCAUUGAAAUUUUACUUCAAAUUAAAGAGUUUUUGGAAAGGAAGGAAAAUAUGCCGGAAAAAGGUAUCAUAAAAUCCAAGAGCGAUAACGACUUGUGUUACGUAUAUUACGGCAAGAUGUCCUUAGAUAAAUCUAGGAAGGUAAUCGACGGAGAUCUAACAAUGAGCUUAACGGAGAGAAGGGGAGGAAACAAUGAAGCAACUAAUGGAGAUCGAAGUGGCGGGUGUGGAAGCGGUGGCGGCGGCCCUGGAAUCGGUAUCCUAAACGAAGGUGAAGGUAACGAAGAAGAAGCAAAUGUUACAAGUGCCGAAGCUACAGUUGAAGAGAGUCAAGAAGAAAAUGAUGGUUUAUCAAAGACUAGGACAAAAUGUAGAAAAUAUUGCCCAAUCGUUGAUUUUCUAAUACUAAUCGGAUUUUCUGCGGUAGUUGCCGGCUUGGUAGUGCAUUUAAAAGGUUCGUUUUAA